AUGAACUCAACGGCGAACGCGUCAAGCGAGUUUUGGAAGUGCUCCACUUUAGUUAAUUCCAAAGCUUUUAAAAUUGGAGGAACCGUUGCCUUCUGUCUGAUCCUUCUUGUUUCAAUUGCCGGAAAUUCUCUCAUUGUAAUGCUCGUUUAUAAAACGCCAAACUUAAGAAAACCCAUAAAUUAUUUCAUCGCAAACAUGGCCUCGUCCGAUUUGCUGUUUAUACUUUUCACUUGCCCUUGGUUCAUCGCAAGGUUGUACACAUCACGGAUUAUCGGUGGCCAGUUUGGCCAGGCUUUCUGUAAGCUUAACACCUUCUUUCUAAACGUUUCUGCAAUCGUCUAG
Porites evermanni is the source of this 342-nucleotide messenger RNA. NCBI's taxonomy places the organism in Eukaryota, Metazoa, Cnidaria, Anthozoa, Scleractinia, Poritidae. The record is from the annotation of a GenBank genome assembly.